AACAGUUCUUUCAGGAGGAACAGGUUAAGAAAGUUCACUGCUCAUUAACUGCAUUUCCCAUAGUGCAACAUUAGAUAUGGAGCUGGGCUACGUAUUCAUAACAGGUGGGGCUGGUUUCUAUUGUUCCUGUGGGUCAUGUGAGGAGGGCAGGACUCAGGUGAGGAAGAACAGGAAAAACUGAUGGGAGAAACCCAGAGGGAGGAACCAAGAGAGAAUGUGUGUGUUUAUGUGUGUAAGAGAGACCUGGGACGACAGACUGCUAUGAGGUGAUACGAUUUCACACCUACUAACUGGAAGAUUUUUGUUCUUUUAUUGACAUUACUGCAGAUUAUUCAUGAGGACACAAAGGAUGGAAGGGAUUUUUUAUGUUGUUGGUUACCAUGGACGGUAAAGUGGGUCAACACCUGAGAAGGAGCUGAAAGGAGCAGCUGAAAUAACGCAUUUUUGUAGCACUGAAAGAGCAUGAGAGCGGAAGGAAAUACUAAACUUUCAGGGAAUACAAGAGAGAAAGAAUGCAGAACUGGAAAUAAUUUGUCUUUUUAUAAAACAUAUAGAAAAAAAGAUUUCUGGUGCUUUUAUCACAUUGAGGACAUCAUCUAAUCUGCUGAUUUAUAUUCUGCUUAGCUGUUGUUGCUUGUAACAUUUUUUUUUUAUUAUUGGGUCCUUUUUCUGCCUUGAUUCAAACACAAAGAUAACCCAUCACCUUCCAGCUUCAAAGGUCAAGCAUUCCAAGUGAUCUAGAGUGCAGCUAAAGGAGAGAUCAUUUCCUCUAUUCACGCUGAAAUAGACGCAGACACACUCUGCUGUACUUCCACAAUGCAGGCACCAGCACCUGAGCACGAUGACACUUUUGAUUUUCUUUUUAAGAUCAUUCUUAUUGGGGACACCAAUGUGGGGAAAACCUGCAUUGUCCAGAAUUUCAAGUCAGGGAUUUUCUCAGAGAAACAGCAGAACACCAUUGGGGUGGAUUUUACUGUCAGGACGGUGGAUAUUGAUGGAAAGAAAGUAAAGAUGCAGGUUUGGGACACAGCGGGUCAGGAGAGGUUUCGCACCAUCACACAGAGCUACUAUCGCAGCGCUCAUGGUGCCAUGAUUGCCUACGACAUCACACGAGCUUGCACCUUUGACUCGGUGGACCACUGGAUCAAGGAGGUAGAGCUGUAUGGAGCAGCCAAUGUACUCUUGGUGCUAAUAGGUAACAAAUGUGACCUGGAGGAAGAACGGGAGGUUCCAUUCCAAAAAGCUUGCAAUCUGGCAAAAGAAAGAGGUAUACUAGCUGCUUUGGAGACAUCUGCAAAGCAAAGUCAGAAUGUGGAGGAUGCUUUCUUAAUGAUGGCCAGGGAGCUGUUGUCUCGGAAUGGCCUUCAUGUCCAGCAGGCUGAUGCUGAAAACCCGAGCAUGCCGAGGAUUCUAAUCAGGGAGAACUCUCGACCGAUAGACAUCAGCAUAGGAGCCUACAUUCCACCGGAGAAGGAGAAGAAGUCAUGCUGCUGACUUGGGGAAACUUUGACUGAAGAUGCUGAACAAUGUGAAGGACAUUUUAUUUAUCAAGAAUGCUGAGGAAUGAAAGAAACCAGGAUGCUUUAUGCUGGAUGCAUUUAUGAGGCAUAGAGAACCGAAAAUCAGCUAAAAAAGGGAGGUGCUGAGGAGAUGGUUAAGAAAUAUUGAUUCCAUCUGAUCUUAGAGGAAUGCUGAUGAAGCGUUUUCUCCAAUCUAUGAUCAGUGUUCAGGGGAAACUACAGUAAAACAAUCUUUUCCACAGGUCCAUGGUGUCAUUCUACCUAUUAGACUUCUAAUUCAUCUUCUACAAAUGGACACAUUUGAAUCCCUAAGUAGCCUCAGCAACUGUCUCACAAGAAGUGGGAAGGUGUUGGGGGAGUGGGGGGGUUACAGUGCAGUUUUGCUAAAAUGGUGUAAAGCUUUGACCGUUUCCUCAUACUGUACACUGUAGACCUAAGUAUCUUACACAAUGUGCCAUACACAAAACACUGUGAAGUAUACAUGUCUGGAUUUAUCUCAUGAAACAUCUCCUCAUGUUGAUAAUAAUGUCUUUCAGGCACCUCUAUCUGCUCGUUAUUAACUUAAGAAAAUGAAGCAGGACAGUUUGACCUCUGAUGGAAAUGGAUCAUUACAUGUUUCUAACCUAUGUCCAACGUAAAGUUGUCAAUCUGUGAAGGACAUUGUCUGAACACCAGGUGGUGCUGGUUACCAGCACAUGAUCUGUACAGUUGGAUUCUGUUUGUCU
This is a messenger RNA of Cyprinodon variegatus (sheepshead minnow), 2245 nucleotides long. Its product is annotated as ras-related protein Rab-19-like. Gene Ontology annotation, molecular function: GTP binding; GTPase activity. The record is from RefSeq and is a predicted model, not a curated record. The transcript is spliced from 4 exons. Bases 817 to 1494 code for a protein of 225 amino acids. Gene Ontology annotation, cellular component: trans-Golgi network. NCBI's taxonomy places the organism in Eukaryota, Metazoa, Chordata, Actinopteri, Cyprinodontiformes, Cyprinodontidae.